AAUUUUUUUGCGACGAAAUCUUGACUAGAGUAUAAAUCGAUUUCAAACCUACGUUCAAAUUGUGGCGCGUGCUCAACAAACUCAGUGUUGUUUAGGUUUAGCAGUUUUACGAAAGGAAUUUUACUGUAAAUAAUUUUGCAUAUCCAGGUUAUAAAUAUAUUAAUUAGAAUUUGAACUUAACGGAUGAAUUAGAUUCUAGAUAAUUGAAAUAACCGAUUAAGAUAACGAAGCGUACACUAAAUAUGGCUGUGUCACCCCUUUUUGGUGUGUGGGAUUAUGUGGUGGUUGCAGUAGUUUUAUUGAUUUCAUCUAUGAUCGGUAUUUACUACAGGUUUACUGGAGGAAAACAGAAAACUGUACAGGAAUAUCUAUUAGCGGAUAAGAACAUGUCUAUAACUCCAGUAGCCUUUUCCCUGAUGGCUUCUUUUAUGUCGGCUAUCACAUUGCUGGGCGUGUCCAGUGAGAAUUAUACUUAUGGAUUUCAGUUUAUUGUCAUUAACCUUACAUAUGGUUUUUUUACACCUGUAGCUGCAUAUUUAUUUUUACCAAUAUUUUUUAAACUGCAAGCGACCAGUGCUUAUGAGUAUCUGGAACUUAGAUUUGGAAAAAUUUCAAGAUUAGCUGCGUCAUUAUCCUACACGUUACAAAUGACACUUUAUAUGGGAAUUGUUGUUUAUGCUCCUGCUUUAGCUCUGGAAGCUUUAACGGGAAUUAGUAAAGAGGUGGCAAUUUUAUCUAUAGGUGUUGUAUGUACAUUUUACUCAACUCUUGGAGGAAUGAAGGCGGUAUUGAUGACUGACGUCUUUCAGUCACUUCUCAUGUUUGCGGCGGUAUUUAGCGUAAUCGGAAGCGCUGUUGUUAAUAAAGGCAGCUUUGCUGAGAUUUGGAGAAUUGCUGAAGCUGGUAGAAGGACAGAAUUAUUAAACUUUGAUCCUGAUCCAACCGUACGGCACUCGUGGUUCACCUUGAUCAUCGGCGGUGGAAUAACAUUUCUCACUCUCUAUGGUGUGAACCAAACACAGGUUCAAAGGUACCUAACAAUUAGCAAUUUAAAAGACGCUCAAAAAGCGCUAUGGUUGAAUUGGCCUAUUUUAUCUCUAUUAAGUCUCAGCACGUCUUUCGCUGGUCUUUGUAUAUAUUCGAGAUAUUAUGACUGUGAUCCUGUCAAAGCAAAUAUCAUAAGCAACGCCGAUCAACUGAUGCCUUAUUACGUAGUUGAUACGAUGGGAUUUAUACCAGGGUUAUCCGGAUUAUUUGUUGCUGGAAUUUUCAGUGCUGCAUUGUCAACAGUGUCAGCUGCUCUAAACAGCUUAGCUGCUGUGACUGUAGAGGAUUAUUAUAAGCCCUUAUACCGAUAUGCCUUUAAACAAGAUCUUCCAUCUGAUAGUAGUUCCUGGCAAACAAAAUUGAUUGCAUUUAUUUACGGAUUGAUAUGCGUUGGUGUAGCGUUCCUUGCUCAGUUUCUUGGAGGACUUCUUCAAUCGGCACUAACUAUUUUUGGACUUGUUGGAGGUCCACUUUUAGGACUGUUUUCUUUGGGAAUGUUUACCCUUACUGCCAAUGAAUCGGGUUCUGUAACUGGAUUGGUAUCUGGCAUUGCCAUCGCCGCAUGGAUGGCAUUUGGUCCAAAGCCAGCGCCCACAGCACUUCCUACCUCAAUCGAUGGUUGUGAGACGUUUGUAAAUAUUACUCAAACCGAAAGUGUUCAAAAAGAUGACAGCGAGUAUUUAUGGAUAAAUAGAGUAUCCUAUUUGUACAAUGGAGUAGCAGGACUGAUUAUUACACUAUUUGUUGGAUAUAUCGUCAGUUAUAUCGUACGAAAAAUCACAGGAAAACGUGUUGAAGAUGAAGACUAUGAUCCGAAUUUGUUUAUACCAAUACUGUCAAGAAGUUUAUUAAAGAAUAAGAAACAAUUUAUAGAAUUACAUGAAAAGGCCGAAGUUAAAGCGUAAUACAAAGAUUGUGGGUACAGUUUUGAUGAAUUUAAAACUAAAUAUUUAUUGGUAUAGAAAUUGGCGUUAAAAAGAAGAGAAAAGAAAAAUUAUGUUUAUGUUUGUUAAAUCGAAUUAAAAAAUCGUGGUUUGUUUUUUAGUAUUUUUUUUUUGAAUUAACAAGUUAAAAUAAGUUAUAAGUAACUGUGAGUUAAACAAAACUAAUUAGACUUUUUGUAUUUGGUUAUAUCUGUUGGCUUAAUUUACACCUAGUUUAUUUAUAGCAUGAGUAGAUUGUGAUUGUAUUAACAACUUUUAAUAAGGAUACGAGGAUAGUGCAAAUAGUUUUUGUCUCACAAUGAUGCAAAAGGUUUUUUUGGGAAUUUUUUUUUCCUUUGCUUGAAGUAUUGUACACUUCUCCUACCUCAUCUGACUCUUUAAACAUUCAUCUUUCUUUAAACAGUAGUAGGACUAGUUAGCUUCUUUGUUAGCAAAACAGUUGUUUCUAAAAGUUACCACCUCUUCGUUUGUCAAAUUGUUUUUCCCCCAAGCUUAACUUUCAGCUGUGAAAAUGCAAAAAAGUCACUAGGCGCCAAGUCUGGCGAAUACGGUGUGUAACCUAGCAGGUGAAACUGUAACUUAUGGAACUGUCGCAUGUCGUACCCAUAACUGUGUGCGAGACAACUGUGUUCUUUACGUGCAAACGUAACAGAUUUGCCGUAUUUCCAACAUACAGUUUUUCCAGUAUUAUUGCACCGUAUUUUCCUUUAAUGGUUUGGUCUCAAAUUUUAGUGGUCGCUUCUCAAAAAAUUCGCAUGCAAAUUUCAUGACUUCGGAGUUAACUAAAUAUAGUGAGGUCGGAAACUGUUUAUACUUUCCCUCGAAUUUCUUAAGUAGAAUAAUAUACAUUUCUGAGCUAAAGGUAGUUACAGGACACUGUCCGUUGGUCAUUAUAGAGGGUGUCCCAAUAUUUCGUAGACAUAGAACUACUACGUAUUUUUCGAACCAAAAUAAGUCCAUUGGACACAAUUUACCUUUGUACAAAAGUGCUUUGUUUGUCCGCUAGG
Sitophilus oryzae (rice weevil) is the source of this 2998-nucleotide messenger RNA. Its product is annotated as putative sodium-dependent multivitamin transporter. Gene Ontology annotation, cellular component: membrane. NCBI's taxonomy places the organism in Eukaryota, Metazoa, Arthropoda, Insecta, Coleoptera, Curculionidae. Gene Ontology annotation, biological process: sodium ion transport; transmembrane transport. The transcript has 10 exons. The record is from RefSeq and is a predicted model, not a curated record. Bases 243 to 1952 code for a protein of 569 amino acids. Gene Ontology annotation, molecular function: symporter activity.